CCAGCGCCCGUCGGGGAAGCAGUUGACAGCAGUCAAGAGCAGGCCGAAGUUAGCUCGCUCGCUGGCCGGCCAUGUCGUCCCCCUCCUCCUCCAGGCGCCAGUGGUGCUACCUGUGCGACCUGCCAAAGAUGCCGUGGACUGUGGUGUGGGACUUCAGCGAGGUGGUCUGUCGAGGCUGCGUGAACUACGAAGGCGCGAAUCAGAUUGAAUUCCUGAUAGCGAGCGCCCGACAGCUGAAACGAACUCAUGGGAUGCAGGACGGUAACGUCCGGUCACCCGGUCCUUCGCCUAAUAAACACGGCACAACUGGCAGAGGAGAGACGGCUGCAGACGGGGGCAGGCCACACACCGACCGCUUUGACAGGGGAGGGAGAGGAGAAAGUACUGGGUCCGCUAUCCGCGUGCCGCCCAACGGGCUGCACCGUGACGGCCAGCCACCUCCGGAGGUGAACCGGCAGAGCCCCAGCGGCAGCCGAAGACCCAUGCUCGGCGCUGCCAUCCCUCCCAGUCUAGUAACUCAAAGUAUUGCAGGGAUCCCUCAUGGGUUGCUUGCAGGCAUGCCGGCGGGUCUGACCGCCAGGACAGCUCCUAUGAGCAGCCCCAUGAUCUUCCCUGCCCCGGUGCUGGCCGAGAUGAGCCGCAGACAGCUGGGAAUAGGGAUGGGGAUAGCCCCUUUCAUCACUCCAGAGCUUGAGCGAGAGCUGAGUUCAUCCCAGAACCAGCCCAAGAUACAGACACAGGUCCACACGUCUGUGACUGCCAGCAGCGCCAGCAAGAGCACAGGCCUGCCUUCCUCGUCCUCCUCCAUGGCUGGGGGUGUGAGCCAGACAAGCCCAAAGCCUGCCUCUUCUCCAGCCAGGCAGCCACGACCACUGACUGCGAGGUCCGGAGCAGAGCCCCUGGGAUCCAGCACCUCCGCAGAAGCAGCCACUACAGCUGCAGCUUUACCCCACAGUGGUGCCUCCGAGCUGGGAUCAGCGUCAGCAAACAACACCCACUCAACCGGAAACACUCUGUCCUGCACCUUGUGUCAUGAGAGGCUGGAAGACACACACUUUGUUCAGUGUCCAUCAGUGCCAGGGCACAGGUUCUGCUUCCCCUGCACCAGAGUGUACAUUCAGAGCCGACGGGGUGAUGGGGAGGUGUACUGCCCCAGCGGAGAGCGCUGUCCGUUGGAUACCUCUCCCAACAGUCCCCCUUGGGCCUUCAUGCAGGGAGAGGUCUCCACCAUACUGGGCACUCCUGCAGCGGGAGCAGGAGCUGCAUCGGCUGCUGCAUCUGGAGCCGCGACCGGGCCUGGGCCCGGGCCCGGGUCCGCCUCCGGGGCCGGGACCGGAGCUGCCAGUGGAGCCGCAGCUGGAAGUGGAGACGUCACCGUCAAGAAAGAGAGAGAGACGUGAUGAUAAUUUCCACAGAAACCAGGACCGAACACAGCCACAGAGUCGUAUCACAUACCAGAAGGAGACGUCUGCACUGGUCCACAUACAGAUCCAGAAGAGAAGCCACAUGCAGUGACCCACAGUUCAGAAAACCUCCAUCACACAGGUUUUAACUCCACCUAUCCACACCGCCCGAUUUCAUCGACAUUAUCAGACCUCGCCAGAUCUCUGACGAAAGUAGCGAAGUCUGUCUUCUCACAUCGCCAUUAUUUGUUUAUUUUUUUCUUUCACUUUGCCAACAUUUGUACCUAAAUCUUAUUGUUCUGAUGUAAUGAUGACAUAAAAAUGAAAUUUCAUGAAUCACAUUCAAAUUACCAAAUGAGUGCAUUCACCCUCACCAGCUCUGGAAAACAAUCCUAUGUCCGAUGCUCAGUCCAGCAAACAGUAAUGCCACAAGUUUCCCGAGACUGUGGCUGAUGUAAGUAAGCAUAAAGAUUGAAAAGGCCUUUAUGAUGUACUGUCGGAAUCAGAUAUUCAGGACCAAUCAACAGCUGAAGGAAGGCUACUUUUUGUGAAGUUAGUCCUGACGUCAGCUGAAAACUAUGAUAAUGUCCACAUUAACACUUCAAGCUACUGUUAGCAAACAGGCUAAACACAACACAUUGACUACACCAGUUUUCAAUAACUCAUUUUUCUACAGACAAAAACAUCUGGAAAUUUUGAAAGAGAUACUAUGAUCACGUAAAUAAGAUGCACCUUAAGAAACAACCAAUGCAAACACUUCUAUCUCUCUACAAAGCCAGCAGAAUAUAUAAUUGGAUGUAAUUGCUAAUAGUAGCCUGUUAGCAAAUCUAACACAUGAAUGUUCUUUGUUACAGUUACACUUCCUCAGUUGCACAGAGUAGCCAGUGUUUAUUGUAACGGUACACUCAGUAUUGUGUUUGCACAGGAGAGCACAAAAUCUUGCUUUGACAAUUCCAACAAAAAAAUGUUGAAAUGCUUAAACGAGCAGCCAAAGUCGUUGCAUUUCUUUUUCCUUGUUGAUGAACAAACAGUUGGCCGACUGGCAGCGAGCGGCUACAGGCCAAAUCUGGCUAUUCUGAGAUCAGUCAAAAUAUGUUGACACAACUGUCUGGGACAAAUGAUAUUUUCUCUGCCAAUAUUCAGUCUAAAAGGCAAAAAUUGUUGCUCAUACAAAUACAUUUGUCACUCACAUAACAUAAUAUUGACAUCUAUGAUGACAAAGUGUACCUUAAAUUUGAAAAUCCAGAUUUUUUUAUUUUGUCUUGGAUGUUUAUUACUACGAUACCAUUCUUUUGUGACUCAAUCUGUGGCCUGGCACACAAUAAUAUAUAUUGUUUUUUGGAGACACAUGAAAUAAAACUCCACUAAAACACCCUAAACAUGAACUGACAUGAGAUGUGGGCAGAAUGUCAGCUGUGACAUUUCUCUGUGCAUUUGUUUGUUUUGUUUUUUUCAUCAUGUCUCUGCUUUAAAGCUGACUUAGAGGAGAAAGGAGAACGGUUUUUUUUGCUGUGUAGAAUCAACCAGUUAAUCUGUCAAAGCAUCGACCAGCCACAGAAACUCUGUGUUUGACUGUAUUUAAAUGUCGCUUUCAUACAAGAUCCAGCCCAGCCUACGCUUUACCCCGAAUGUAUAUGAAAAGAUAUCUAUUGAUAGGCCUAGGACUAUAUUUUAUACUAGAAUGUUAAAUGUUAUAUACUGUAUAGAACUAUAAUAGUAUGUACGUGCAAUCCUUAGUCCUAGUAUAUGCAACAGUUUGGAAUAUGUAAUUUAAAAAAAAAUUGGCUUAUCAUUUCUUAACCUGAUAUAUAUUUUUUUUUUUUUGUUUGUUUUUUAAGUGAGAAUCCACCUGAAAGCAGAAAUGUUCUUCUGUAAUUUCUGAAGGUUUAAUGAAUGAAUGAGUUUCUACUAUGUCCUAAUAUUUCAUAUGAACGAGUUUCUCCAAAUUUAAUGUACUGUGGAAGGCCAUACACGCUGUAUGUAUGUAUGUUAUGUAUGUAUCUUGUUCUUCAUUAACGAUGUCCUCUUUAAUUGAACGAUCUUAAGAUUUUAAUAUAAUUUGGAUCAGGAGUUUUUUGGUGGAUUCUCUCUCUAUAUAUAUAUGUGCAGUAUGUGCUCGUCAGUACAGAAGCACAGACAAACCAAAGGUAAUUAUAUAUAUAUAUAUAAAUAUAUAUAUAUAUAUUUCUCGGCCAGGUCUUAACCAACCAGUUUUCUUCAUCCAGCCGUUACAGUUUACAGGCCUGUGUGGUCGACUGUACUUACAGGAUUUUACAUAUAAAAGUCUGUAGUAUUCAGCAAAUACUUAUAUAGGCCUUCUACAUUCAAAGAACCUCCCACAGAUCAAGGCCCCCGUACCCCCCCCCCCCCACCCCCACCCAAAAAGCAUCCGAAGGCUGAGACGAUCUCGUCCCGUCGACUUACGACGGUGUGAGAUCAUCUUCUCGGGGCCCAGGUCCGCUGUAGAGAAACGUCUUUGAAGAAGUGGAAUUUAAGUUUUAAUAUGCACUGAUACAUCAUGCAAUCCCUUGUUAAGUGCCUUUUUAAAAAAAAGUUUACCGUCUGUUUGUGUGUCUGGGAACCUCAGGGGAAGUAGGAGUGCAAUGGCUUUUUUUUUUUUUUUUUUUUUUUUUAAUUGUUUAGUCAGUUAUUAACCUGAAUCUGUUUCCCUUCAAUCGCCAUCAGACGUCUUUUGCUUUUUAUCAGAAGCCUUUGUAAAGUCGACCGGCCAGUCAUUGUUUGGAUAUGGUCUCUCCUCGCAUUUCUGUCCACGUUGAGUUUCUUUUCCUUCAUGUGUCAUUUUUAGAUCUGUUGGUUUUAUUGCAGCUUAAUGUACAAAAUAGAAACCAGGAAUAAAUGGGAUGGAAACUUGUA
Messenger RNA from Thunnus maccoyii (southern bluefin tuna), 4277 nucleotides. It is a transcript of the gene irf2bp1, whose product is annotated as interferon regulatory factor 2 binding protein 1. Lineage: Eukaryota; Metazoa; Chordata; Actinopteri; Scombriformes; Scombridae. The transcript is spliced from 4 exons. Gene Ontology annotation, cellular component: nucleus. The record is from RefSeq and is a predicted model, not a curated record. Gene Ontology annotation, molecular function: transcription corepressor activity. Gene Ontology annotation, biological process: regulation of transcription by RNA polymerase II. The coding region runs from base 72 to 1400 and encodes 442 amino acids.